Messenger RNA from Ochotona princeps (American pika), 1531 nucleotides. RefSeq names its product G protein-coupled receptor 17 (gene GPR17). The transcript has a single exon. Gene Ontology annotation, cellular component: membrane. Bases 77 to 1102 code for a protein of 341 amino acids. The record is from RefSeq and is a predicted model, not a curated record. Gene Ontology annotation, molecular function: G protein-coupled receptor activity. Lineage: Eukaryota; Metazoa; Chordata; Mammalia; Lagomorpha; Ochotonidae. Gene Ontology annotation, biological process: positive regulation of Rho protein signal transduction; phospholipase C-activating G protein-coupled receptor signaling pathway.
GCAAUGUGGCAUUUCACUGGCCAGGGCUCCCUGUCACCUAACACUUGUCCCCAUCGGGUUUGUCUGCAGCCACAGCAUGAAUGGGCUCGAGGCCACCUCCUCCUCCCCCAGUCUGCCUGCCAACGCAUCUUUGGCCAUUCUGGGGGAGUGCGGGCAGGAGACGCCGCUGGAGAACAUGCUGUUCGCCUGCUUCUACCUCCUGGACAUCCUCUUGGCUUUCGCGGGGAAUGCCCUGGCCCUGUGGCUGUUCAUCCGGGAUCACAAGUCGGGCACCCCAGCUAACGUGUUCCUGAUGCACCUGGCUGUGGCCGACCUGUCCUGCGUGCUGGUGCUGCCCAUGCGCCUGGUCUACCACUUUUCCGGCAGCCACUGGUCCUUCGGCGAGAUCCCGUGCCGGCUCACCGGCUUCUUCUUCUACCUCAACAUGUACGCCAGCAUCUACUUCCUCACCUGCAUCAGCGUCGAUCGCUUCCUGGCCAUCGUGCACCCAGUCAAGUCCCUCAAGCUGCGCCGGCCGCUCUAUGCCCACCUGGCCUGCGCCUUCCUCUGGGUGGUGGUGGCCGUGGCCAUGGCCCCGCUGCUGGUGAGCCCGCAGACCGUGCAGACCAACGGCACAGUCGUCUGCCUACAGCUGUACAGGGAGAAGGCCUCGCACAAUGCGCUUGCUUCGCUGGCCGUGGCCUUCACCUUCCCCUUCGUCACCACAGUCACCUGCUACCUGUUGAUCAUCCGCAGCCUGCGUCAGGGCCCCCGCGUGGAGAAGCGGCUCAAAAACAAGGCGGUGCGCAUGAUCGCGAUGGUGCUGGCCAUCUUCCUGGUCUGCUUCGUGCCCUACCACGUGCACCGCUCCAUCUACGUCCUGCAAUACCGCCGCGGCCACACUACCUGCACCGCCCAGCGCGCCCUGGCCCUGGGCAAUCGCAUCACUUCCUGCCUCACCAGCCUCAACGGGGCCCUGGACCCCGUUAUGUACUUCUUCGUGGCUGAGAAGUUCCGCCAUACUCUGUACAGCCUGCUGUGCGGCAAGAAGCCCGGCGGCCCGACUCCGAGCUUGGAGGGAAAGACCAACGAGAGCUCGCUGAGCGCCAGGUCGGAGCUGUGAGCCGGGGCGGGUGCGGCGCGGGAGGUGGUGGGGGACGGCUGCUGCGGGACAGUCGCCUUCUCCCAGCCCUGUCCGCUGCCCCAGGCCCGCGCUCAGCAUUCAGUGAUGUCAUCGGCAGGAAAGGGGAGGGGAGCAGGGGGGCGGCCGGAGGAACACUCCUUGGACAAUGCGGGUCUUUCUUCCCCGGGGUUACCCCUCACCCCAGCCCACCAUCUCCUUCCCACGACAGACAGAAUCCUACAGAAAGUGAAAAGCGCCACAGGCAAAAAGACGGGCCUGGGGAUCUUGUGAGGGAGGGGCAGGUGGGGUUGUUUAAAUAUUGCCUUGAAAGCAGAGCAAGGUAUCCUGUGUUCCUUAUGCGCUGCCUUCUUGCCAGAUGACCCCUGACUGAGUCAGGGACUCAACCUUUCGGGCUGGCCCGCUGAGCUC